AUGCCACUUCCUGUGCCAACCAAGGCUCCGGCCUCCAUCCCCUGCUGCCUCCUUACCUACUUCCUCGCUUUCCUCCUCCUCACCGCCAUCUUGGCCUCCUAUACUUUGGGCUUCCAACUGGUACGGGAUCCACUGAAUUUGGCUUCUCUGGGCCUCUACGGAGCUUUCUUGAGCCUCCACUUCCUUGCUCAGGGAUAUUUUGCGUACAUGGAGCUGCGAAAGCAUCAAGGACUCACCCUGCCCUGUAGCUUCUCCAAAACUGUAGCCCUCACCAUUUCUGCCUAUCAAGAGGACCCUUCCUAUUUGCGCCAGUGCCUCAGAUCAGCCCGAGACAUGGCCUACCCAAAGCACCUUCUCUCUGUGGUGAUGGUCGUCGAUGGCAACAGCCCUGAAGAUCGGUACAUGAUGGAGAUGUUCCAGGAAGUAUUUCGAUGGGAAGACUUUGGCACCUAUGUCUGGGAGGGCAACUACCACAGUCACCCAAUGACAGAGGAACUGAAGGAUUCCCAACAGCGGGAAGUGGAGACAUUGAUCAGGAGCAAGAGAUGUGUUUGCAUCAUGCAGAAGUGGGGUGGGAAACGGGAGGUGAUGUACACAGCCUUCCGAGCGCUAGGGGACUCAGUGGACUAUAUCCAGGUCUGUGACUCAGACACCAAGUUGGACCCAAUGGCGACCGUGGAACUGGUGAAGGUGCUGGAGUCGAAUGAGCACUACGGGGCAGUCGGGGGGAACGUGAAGAUCCUCAACGUAUCAGACUCAUUCAUCAGCUUCAUGAGCAGCCUGCGCUACUGGAUGGCCUUCAACAUGGAACGCGCCUGCCAGUCUUACUUUGGCUGCGUCUCCUGCAUCAGCGGCCCCCUGGGCAUGUACCGUAACAACCUGCUGCAGCUGUUCCUGGAGCCCUGGUACCUGCAGACCUUCCUGGGUAACAAGUGCACCUUUGGGGAUGAUCGGCAUCUCACCAAUCGUGUCCUGAGUCUCGGUUACGCCACCAAGUAUGCUCCAUGUUCCAUCUGCCGCUCCGAGACACCUUCCCUCCUCCUGCGCUGGGUCUCCCAGCAGACACGCUGGUCUCGUUCGUACUUCCGCGAGUGGUUCUACAUGGUCCUGUGGUGGCCCCAGCAUUCCCCCUGGCUGGCCUACGAGGCCAUCGUUUCGGGGCUGUUCCCCUUCCUGGUGGCCGGCACAACUCUGAGGUUCCUUUACAGCGGCAGCCUGUGGGGCUCACUUUGGGUGCUCAUCUGCAUCCAGAUGGGAGGCCUGACGAAAGCCUUGUAUGCCACUGCCCUCCGCCGCAAUCCCAUCAUGUUCCUGGCUUCCCUCUACUCCGCCCUCUACAUGGCUGCUCUACUGCCUACCAAGCUCUUUGCCCUGGUCACCCUGCCUUGGGCAGAGGGCUGGGGCACCUCUGGGCGGCUUCACAUCCACAUUAACUAUUUGCCCCUCCUGCCUCUGCUUGCUUGGUGGGGGGCCGUGCUGGGGGGAUUGAGCUUCACCCUCUACAAAGAGGCUGCAAGAGGCUGGAGGGAUAUGGAAGUCCUGGCCUACGGGUUAUCUGCCUGCCUGGCCCACUGGGGGAUUCUGCUUGGCUUCUACUUGGUGUGGGUGCGCCGGGCCUGCCAGCGCCGCUGUGGAAGCUACCAGUUAGAGCAAGUCAAGGGGGUUUGGGAUGGUGGAGAGUUGGGCAUCCCUGGAAGCAUCAGUUCAGCAUUGCCUACUCUCAGCAGCUUCGGGAAGAGAGAAGAAGCAUCGCUCACUCAAGUCCUGCUGAAGAUGCUGCUGGCGGUCUGUGGCCUGGCUUUCCUCGCUGGGCUGAUGUCAAAUGGCUCCAUCAUCUUCAUCGUCUCCUGUGGCAAGGAGAGGACCGUCGACCUGCUGUGGUCCCUCAACCUGGCUGUCACCGAUUUCGUCUUCGUCUUGCUCCUCCCCAUCAGAGUUUGGUCCAUGAGUACAAAUUUUGAUUUGCUCCUGACAGUGAGCAGCAGUGUCACAGCCUUACACGUGGUCUCCAGGGCUUUCUUCUUGGCCGCCAUGACUGCUAGCUGCAGUGUCUCCGUGGCCUCCCCUGCGUGGCUUGAGGGGUCCAAGGCACUCCACUGGGCUUUUGUGGCUGCUCUGGUUAUCUGGGCCUUGUCCUUCGCAUUCAGUGUACGUUAUCGUGACCUCUGGGAAGCAACCAUGUUGUCCAAAGAACCCAAAACUGAGGUAGCCUUCUUCCUGGCUUAUUUCAGCUCUUGUCUUGAUGCCAUCAUCCGCCUCUCCAUGAACGGAGGGUUUGGAAACCAUCUUCAACGGUCUGGCAACUGGCACACUCCAGGGUGCCAACAUCCCAAAGCCCAGCAGUUGGAGACUUUGGCUUAG
Molecule: messenger RNA, 2361 nt
Organism: Eublepharis macularius
Lineage: Eukaryota; Metazoa; Chordata; Lepidosauria; Squamata; Eublepharidae
Product: hyaluronan synthase 1-like
Exons: 6
Coding region: 1-2361 (786 amino acids)
Biological process (GO): hyaluronan biosynthetic process; extracellular matrix assembly
Molecular function (GO): hyaluronan synthase activity
Source: RefSeq, a predicted model, not a curated record